Bursaphelenchus okinawaensis is the source of this 588-nucleotide messenger RNA. Lineage: Eukaryota; Metazoa; Nematoda; Chromadorea; Rhabditida; Aphelenchoididae. The record is from the annotation of a GenBank genome assembly.
AUGGCAGACUUCUUACUCAAGCCUAUUGCUAUAGGCAUUUGUGUUGGUAUUUUAUGUUUAUCAUCAAUAUUAAUAAACAUUAGUGUACUGACUACAUUGAAAACAAAGAGAUUCUUGUCAGCAAAACAUUCAGGAGUUUAUAUCUUGUCAUUUGGCUACAUUCUAGCAGAUGUUUGUACUCAACUAAUCAUGUUAUUGUAUGUUAGCCCAUGUAUUGUAUUCCAGGUGAGUGGCAUAAAAUAUUUUUGGGAAGUAAAUUUGUGUAGCUUGGCACUGUUGUAAAACGUCAUUAGAAAGCUAUACACUUUGUUAUAGAAGUAUUUUUGAUAUGUUAUAGAGCCUCAUAGCACAGUAUCAAAAUUUUGAAAAAGUCUUGUCGUCAUUGAGCCUGCAAAGCUAUUUCUUAUCAGCGACAUGACUUGUUUUGGCAUUUUAGUGUCACCCUUAGUAUAAUCUUUAUACCACAGUAAAAAAAGUAAUUUCCUAACCCUAGCACUACAAUACAGCCCCAUUUUUCAGUCCUUCCUAGUACCUACCCGCGAUCACUUUCUAGUCAACUUCAUGGGCCUUAGCUGGUUAACUUGUUGA